UCAGUCGAGUAAAAGCUUGCAAAAUCGCUGGAAAAAUGACGGAAAACGUAGAUCCAUCGCAAUUUAAUGCCGAUGAGCUGGAUCCACCAGCUUGGCUAGAUAAGGAGUUUAUCGAAGGCGUUCUAAGAACAUAUGAAAAGGAUCCAGAAUUGCAUGUUACCGAUCUGAAAAUAAGUCCAGCGACUUUCCAGGGAGAUCACUAUGCCAGCAUCAUGUUCCGAGCCGUUUCCCAGUACUACAGCGUCAAGGGGAAGUUCAGCAAGUCACUGAUUGUUAAAACAAUGCCGGAGCAGGAAGGUCACAAAAAGGAUAUGCUCUCUCAGUCGCCCAUCUUCAAAACGGAGAUCCUGAUGUACAGCAAAGCACUGCCGGAGUUCGAGAGAAUUCUCCGGGAGGCAGGAGAUACGACCAAGCUCUAUGCGCCCUGCAUAUAUCACAGCUUGGAGCCUCGGCAGGUGAUGAUAUUCGAGGAUCUGGUGCCACAGGGAUACUCGGUCAUCCGAGAUCGCCUUGCCACCAAAGAGGAGCUGAAGAAAGCCUUUUUCAAGUUGGCUAAGUGGCAUGCGGUCAGCAUGAAGGUCUUAAAUGAGCAACCUGACUUCCUUGAGGAACUCAAACAUGGUAUGUGGAGCAUGACCACCUUCGUGAACGAUCCCAUGGUGACCACUGGAAUAACCUGCUUCUUGGAAAUGCUGGACAAGGUGCCGGAACUCACGAAGUAUAAGCCGUAUUUCGAAAAAAUACGGAACAACUACAUGCAGCAGAUGGGCAAAGUUAUGGAAGAGUACCGCACUGAUCCGCAACCAAAUAGAUAUUACGUGCUGUGUCACGGUGAUUUUCAUGCUCGCAACAUGAUGUUUAAAAAUAACAAGGAAACAGGUGACUUCGAGGACGUGAUGCUGGUGGACUUCCAGAUCAGUAAUACUUGCCCCAUUACCAUUGACCUAAUUUACUCCAUCUUCAUGCUAAUGGAUUCGGAGGAGCGUUGGGAUCUCGGAAAGGAGUAUAUCGAUUAUUAUUUCUCUGUGCUGGCGGAGACUCUGAGAAAAGUGGGCUUCAAGGGUGUCAUGCCCACCCUGACGGGGAUCUGGGAGCACAUUCAUGGCCAUAAGGAUUACACGUUUUUCAUGAUGACCAGCAUGCUGCCGAUGAUGGCCGCCAUGAAAGCGAAUGCUUUUAAACUGAUAUAUGUAUUGCUGGAUCCGGAAACGAAGAAAAAGACCUAUUUUCUGGAUGAAUACCUCAGGGAUGUCAAGAAGCUGCUGCCUAAAUUCGAAGAACUGGGGUAUUUCGAAAAUCUGUAAUACGAUUGUUUUAAGUUAAACAAAAAUACUUCUGAACGAUGUAAAAACCAAGUGAAUAAAUAA
Drosophila teissieri is the source of this 1367-nucleotide messenger RNA. RefSeq lists its product as uncharacterized. Lineage: Eukaryota; Metazoa; Arthropoda; Insecta; Diptera; Drosophilidae. The record is from RefSeq and is a predicted model, not a curated record. Bases 36 to 1304 code for a protein of 422 amino acids. The transcript has 3 exons.